This is a messenger RNA of Symbiodinium pilosum, 879 nucleotides long. The record is from the annotation of a GenBank genome assembly. NCBI's taxonomy places the organism in Eukaryota, Dinophyceae, Suessiales, Symbiodiniaceae.
AUGUGCUCCUGGACACAGCUAUGGUGUUUUUCCUUCCUUUACACAGUCCAGCUUUUUGUACAUAGGCCACACUUGGGCAAGGGCUGGCCUUUUCAUUGGCUGCUUUAUGGCCCUCUUGUGGACUACGUGCUUGCCUACCAUGAUGCCACUGUCAUUCGCGAAGGUCCAGCACCUGAUCCCAAGGGGAGGUAUCUCUUUGCCAUGUACCCGCAUGGUGUUUACGGAGUUUGUCGUGCUUUCUCUGGUGGAGUAGGCUGUUGGCAGGCGCUCUUUCCAGGCAUCGCUGCACGAUGGGGAAGCUUUGGAGCAGCAUUCUUCCUUCCAGGUAUUCGGGAGAUGUCAUUGUUCAGCGGUUGCAUCGAUGCAUCCAAGCCCGUUCUUGAACGCGCGAUCAACCGAGGAGAGAACGUCAUGUUGCUGCCUGGGGGCAUUGAUGAGAUGAACCUCACGGACGGUGAGUCGAAGGAGACCAAGCUUGUCAUGACAGACCGCAAGGGCUUCGUCAAGCUUUCCAUAGAAAAUGGCAUGGACAUCAUCCCGGGCUUCUGCUUCGGUGAGAAGUGGAUCCACCACACCAUCAGGCUGCCGCACUUCAUCCAGAGAAUUCUUCGUCCUCUGAGGAUGAGUGACACGCUGCUGCGAGGGCGAGGGAUUACUCUGAUGGGAUUUCUGGAUCCUCCGCUUGCUUAUGUAUGGGGCGAGCCCAUCAAGGUUAGACAACAGAAGCCAGUUGACGACAAGUACUUGGACGAGGUGCACCAGAAAGUUGCCGAGUCCGUCGUCAGCAUCUUUAAGAGAUACAAGGCACGUUUUGGUUAUGCGGAGGAUGAGACUAUCUCUCUUGUCAGCGCGGCGGAUGCCAAAAGAAAGGCGCGAUGA